AUGCCGAAAGACGCUGCCCCUGAAUCGAUGCCAGUCAUGCUGGCGAGCACCUUGUUUGAUGUGCGUGGAAAGAUCGCCGUCGUCACAGGUGGUGCCUCGGGUCUAGGCAAGAUGAUGGCCUCAGCCCUAGUGCAGAAUGGUGUACGAGUGUACAUCGCGUCGAGGAAAAUGGACGAGCUUGAGAGGGCAGCCCAGAUGAUGAAUAAGAUGGCGCCCAGCAAAAGUCCUUUCCCUGCUGGCACCGCUUGCAUCCCCAUUCAAGCGGACCUUGCUUCGAAGGCCGGCUGCGAUGCUUUGGCUGACGAAAUCAAGAAGCACGAGUCGGAGAUCGAUAUUCUCGUUAACAACUCUGGCCUGACGUGGGGCGGUCAACGUGAGGACUUCCCGGAGGCCAAGGGAUGGGACAAGGUCUUCCACCUGAACGUCAAGAGUCAAUUCUACUUGACCGUGGCCCUCCUUCCCCUUUUGGAAAAGAACAAGUCCAACACAAAGCACGCGACGGUUGUUAACAUUGCAUCGGUCGCGGCGUUUAUGCCCAACGCUUCUGGCGCGCUUUCGGAGCCUGGCAAUGGCACGUACAGUUACCAGCCCUCCAAGGCUGCCUCGGUGCAUCUUUCGCGCAUGAUGGCCAUUGACUUGGCGGACAAGUAUGUGCUGGUGAAUGCCAUUUGCCCUGGUGUGUUCCCCAGCCGCAUGACAGCAUGGAGUUUGGACGCGAACAAGGAGAUUUUGGAAGGCGUGCAGCCGACCGGUCGUCUUGGCACACCAGAGGACAUUGGCGGUAUGCUGCUGUUCCUGGCCAGCCGUGCCGGCAGCCAUGUCACUGGCACUGCAAUCCCUCUGGAUGGUGGCCAAGUUCUUCAGUUCAACCCGAAGCUGUAG
Molecule: messenger RNA, 882 nt
Organism: Malassezia pachydermatis
Lineage: Eukaryota; Fungi; Basidiomycota; Malasseziomycetes; Malasseziales; Malasseziaceae
Product: nadph-dependent beta-ketoacyl reductase
Exons: 4
Coding region: 1-882 (293 amino acids)
Source: RefSeq, a predicted model, not a curated record